AUGAUUCAAUCAUUAGAUAAUAAUACUAUUAGACGUAUUUCCAGUGGGCAAGUUAUCACCAGAGUUGAGGACGUGGUUAAAGACAAUGGAUCGGGAAUUCCAGAAAAUGAUAGACCAGCGAUGGCAUUAAGGUAUCAUACUUCGAAAUUAGAGGAUUUUGGGGGAUUGAGUAAAGUAGAAACAUAUGGAUUCAGAGGCGAAGCCCUCAAUUCAAUCUGUGCUGUAUCCGAGUCUACACAAAUAACUACCAAAACCUCUAAAGAUCCGGUAGCUAUAAAUUAUUCGAUUGAUCGAACGGGAAAAAUUACUGCUCAAAAGAAUUCAUCAAAAAUCGGGAAAGCAGUACAAAACCUUUUAACAACUUAUGCCCUUGCACAUCCACAUAUUCGCUUUUUUCUCAAACUAAUAUAUGACAAUGCUGCAAGGUUAAAUUUCAAAGCUGGUGAAUGGAUUCUUCCAUCAAUGAAAAGUCAGAUGCAAUCGUUGAAUGAACUUUAUGGUGUUGAGUUCACAAACAAUGUUGAAUUUGUUGUCUGGGACACAGAUAAAGAGACUUCUUUAGAAAUAGAAAAUGAGAAUUGUGACAUAUUAGAUGGAUCAAAUUGUGCAAAAAGUAAAAUUAUAAUUGAAGCCAUAUUACCAAAGCCAGAUGCGAAACCACAAGUUAUUUUUAAGAACAGUCAAAGUUUCAUUUAUGUUAAUAAUCGUCCAGUGACUGCAACCAGAGGAGAAAUAAAAAAUAUUGUAUCCAUCGUAAAAUCAACCUACACAGAAAUUGCGUGUAAACAUGGUUGGACUGGUAAGAGUAAAAAUUCAUCUAUUAGUUUAUUUGAUUAUCUAAUGUCUGAUCGUUUAUUCUUUACCUUUCUGGAUUUUAUAGCAAAUAAAAAGACUCCAUUUAUUUGGAUAAAUAUUAAGUUACCAACUUACGAUUAUGACAAUAUUAACAAUUGUGCAAUGUCCCCUUAUAGUGUUGGAAAGAUUCCAAAAGUUGGUCUUGAAGAUUCAUCAUCGUCCAAUCUUAAUUUGUCACCAUUUUCUGCGGAAUUACUCUACUUAUCUUCUAGCGAACCAUCAUCAGCUGGUGAUAUAGUAGUUAGUUUGUCAUCUGUUAAUCAACGAUCACCAGAAACGACAGCGCAAAAUGAUCCUGAAUUAGUUCUUUCAGAUGUAGAUAAUCUAAAUGAGCCGUUAUCUGGAAACCAAGUUGUUUCUGAUAAAAGAAAGGGAAAGAUGACAGAUCAUGGGUCAACUACAUCACAAGUGUCAGACCAGGUUACGAAGAAAAAAGCGAAUAAAGAAAAAAAAAAUGAUUCCAAAACAUCUCGAUUACUUGAUGAAUGGUACAAGACUGCGCAAACAUCAGAUGUUCCAACCACGCUUCCUAUUGUUAGUCCGUCGAGUACUCCACCACAUACUAAUAAUUUGCAACAUAAAGAUCGUAGAGGUUCGAAAAGUAUGAUAAAUCCCCCACAAAAUAACUCAUAUGGUUCUAUAAACAUUGCAUAUGAAGAAAGUGAUAAUGACGGAGAAUACGUUGUUCAAAAUAACAAAAGUAACAAAGGUUCUAAUCAAAGAAAGCAAAGAAAGAAUUCUCGUGAUGAAGGGCCCGUACGUAAACGUUCAGCAUUGGAUGAUACGGAAAAUGUCACAC
Molecule: messenger RNA, 1654 nt
Organism: Racocetra fulgida
Lineage: Eukaryota; Fungi; Glomeromycota; Glomeromycetes; Diversisporales; Gigasporaceae
Source: the annotation of a GenBank genome assembly